CUCCCGGAGAUGAUGACCCCCCUCAAAUGACCCCCCCCCCCGCCAGUCCCUGUUUCACUGUAGCCGUAGCCUAGGGCAGCCACCAGGGGGCAGCAGAGACGCGCAGGACCCCAGGCCUCCGGGCCUUGGAAUAAACGCUAAGACCCCGUGCAACGCGUCUGGGACUGACUGCCCCCCCGCCCCCCUCACUCCCGACCUGCAGCCCCCUGCCCCCCAGUCUGGGGGACUGGAGACCCCCACUCCUGCUACCCACAACUCUCUCCUAUAUAUGCAUAUGUGCUAAUUAACGGUUCUGAUUUACAUGCCGUGUCCCAGCCCCUGAGGGCCCUGCCUCAGUUUCCGCUCCUGGCUGAAGGGGCUGGGGGGAACAGUGCCGAGGUGGUCCAUCCCAGUGCCUUCCCUGUCUGCUGUUACACUUGGCCAUUUCCCCCACUGCCGCAUCACAGAGCUGGCUGCAUCUCAUCUCUCCCUGUGCACUGUUCUGUGCAGCUGAGGCUCCCCUGGUCCUCCCCAGAGCUGGCUGCAUCUGGGUGCCAGGUGAGCCCCCCCCCGCUUGGUGUUUAUAUGCAGCCAUUCCCUAGCCUCCCUUCCCCAGAGCUGGCUGCAUCUUUGGUGCUGCAUGCUCCCUUUAAGAGGCAGCAUUAUAUGGUGUUCUAUGUGCUAUUCCCCAGCUGUUCUACCCCAGAGCUGGCUGCAUUUUCAACCCUUGAAAAGCCUUUUCCAUAUGAUGAUAUAUACUGUCAUUCCCUAGCUGCUCCUCCCCAGAGCUGGCUGCAUCUUGGUGCUGGAUGAGCCCUCUGCAUUUGCUGUUAUAUGCAGCCAUUCCCCCAGCUGCUCCACCCCAGGGCUGUCUGCAUCUUUAGUGUUGCACGGUUCCUUUAUGGGCAGCAUUAUAUGAUGCUCUAGGUUGCCAGUCCUCAGCUGUUCCACCCCAGAGCAGGCUGCAUCUUGGUGUUGAAUGAGCUCUCUAGGGUUAGCAUUAUAUGGUGUUAUAGAUGUAUGUUCCUUAGCUGUUUUUCCUCAGAGCUGGCUGCAUGUUGGCAUCACAUGAAUCCUUCCCUUGCUGCUCUGUGCAGCUUUUCCCCAGCAGCUCCACCCCAGAGCUGACUGCAUCCUAAUUCCAGCUGAGUCCUCCCUGUCUAAUGUUCUAUGUAGCCAGGUCCUGAACUCCCCUCCCCAGAGAUGGCUGCAUCUGUGACAUCCCCAGUCCCUCUGAGGGACAGUUCUAGGGGGCUGGGGCAGGUGUGGAGGGUCCCCAAACACCAAGGUCAUGGCAGUGUUAUAUGCAGCCAUUCCCCCACUGCUGCACCCCAGAGCUGGCUGCAUCUUGGCACUGGUUAAACUCUUGGUGCUGUUCUAUACAGCCCUGGUGUCUCUUGAUUCUCCCCAAAGCUGGCUGCAUCUCAGCCGCACAUGAGCCCUCCCCUCCUCCCCCCUCCAUCUGAUGUUGUAUGCAGCUGUUCCCCAGGUGCCCUCCCCAAAACUGGCUGCAUCUCAGUGCUGGAUGAGCCCCCCUGUGGGUGCUGUUCUAUGCAGUCAUUCCCCAGCUGCUCUACCUCAGAGCUGGCUACAUUUUUGCCCCCUGAAAAGCCUUCUGAUAGCGUUGUUCUAUCCAGCUGUUUUCCAACUGCUCCAUCCCAGAGCUGGCUGCAUCUUUGGUGCUGCAUGGUCCCUUUACUGGCAAUGUUAUAUGCUGUUCUAGGCUGCCGUUCCUUAGCUGUUUCACCUUGGAGUUGACUGCAUUUUCUACCCCUGGAAAGCCUUCUCCAUGUGGUGUUAUAUGCAGCUGUUCCCCAGGUGCGCUUCCCCAGAGCUGGCUGCAUCUGGCACCAGGGAGCCUGCCUAUGCCGUGAUCAGUGCAGCCGUGUCCUAGCAGCUCCUCCCCCGAGCUGGCUGCAUCUCCCCAGGGUCAACCCCUUUCCUUGGUGCUGUUCUAUGAAGCCCACCCCCACCCCCACUUGGUGUUGUAUGUAGCUGUUGCGCUGCUGCUCUCCUGAACUGGCUGCAUCUCGGUGUUGGAUGAGCCCUCUGUGGGUGCUGUCCUGUGCAGCCAUUCCCCAGCUGCUCCAUCCCAGAGCCGACUUCUUUGGCGCUGCGUAGUCCCUUUAUUGGCAGUGGUGUUACAUGCUGCUCUAUGCUGCCACUCUCCAGCUGUUCCACCCAGAGCUGGUUGCAUCUGGCACCAGGGGGAGACUGCCUAUGCUGUGUUCAAUGCAGCCAUGUCCUAGCAGCUCCACCCCAGAGCUGGCUGCAUCUCUCCAUGCUCAACCCCCUCCCUGGGUGCUGUUUUAUGGCCUCUCCUGCUCCUCCCCAGAGCUGGCUGCAUCUCACCCCAGAUGACCCCCCCCCCCCCCGCUCCUCUCUGCAGCCCCCACUCCCCCCGCCCCUGCGGCAUGUUUUAUGCGGCCGGUCCCGCCCCAGAGCCAGCUGCCCCCCCCCCUUUCUCCACCCCCCCCCGACCCAGCCCCUCCCUGCAGUUGCUGGAAGCCGCAGCCUGACACCAUCCGCUAUGACCUCCGCCACCGCUGCCCCCCCGAGUGGUUACAGAGACUCUGGAGACCCCUUCAAGUAUGGCAGGAAGUUCAAGUGUAAACAAUCUGAGUCGAGCCUGUCAGCAGACCCCCAGCGGACAGCAACCAGUGGUGCUGGAUGCCGCCCCCUCCGGGCCAUGAUGGGGCCUGGCUGCAGACCCCCCGCCUCACUGCAUGCUGGGAGCCCCCGACACCGUCCGGUGCAUGACCCCAGCUUUGCCCCAAAGACCCCCCUCCCCCAGGAGGGAGUCCCUGGGACCCCCAACACCCCCCCCCUCCAGAGCCUGGGGGGGCAGGGCCCAGUGCUGGUCGGGGGUGGGGGCCAGAUGCUGCUGUGAUGGGAUCCCCCUGGUGCCCCCCCAGGCCUCAGAUUGCCCCCCAGAAUAAAGUGAAUCUUUUCUA
Messenger RNA from Alligator mississippiensis (American alligator), 2933 nucleotides. Its product is annotated as formin-2. Gene Ontology annotation, biological process: monoatomic ion transport; regulation of sodium ion transmembrane transporter activity. The record is from RefSeq and is a predicted model, not a curated record. NCBI's taxonomy places the organism in Eukaryota, Metazoa, Chordata, Crocodylia, Alligatoridae. The transcript is spliced from 5 exons. Gene Ontology annotation, cellular component: membrane. Bases 2135 to 2869 code for a protein of 244 amino acids. Gene Ontology annotation, molecular function: sodium channel regulator activity.